CUAAUAAUGAGAUAAAUAUUGAAGAAAUUUGGAAUAACGCAAUGAAUCGUUUAAAAAUUAAUAAUAUUGAAGUGCAAUCUAUGGAAGCAAGAAUAAUUGGCCUUACUGAAUCUGUAGAUUGGAAACUUAUACUUAAAACUCCUGAUCAUUAUAAUUUAAUUAAAAAAACUAGACCAAAUUUUUUAAAGGAACAAUUAAUUGAAGAUUUGAUGACAUGGAAAGUGAAGCUUGAUCAAGUCAAAAAUGAUACAGAUGCUAUUUUGGCCACUAUGACCUUGGAAAAUUUAAUUUAUUCUGAAGUUGGUAUAAAUAAAAAUUUGACAGAUACAAAUAGUGACUACAACCAGCUAAAAAUUGCUCUAAAGGACUGUAUGGAUGCAUUUAUUGAUAAAAUGAACGUUUCUAAAAGAUCUCUUACCAAGUUAAUGACAUUAGGGAUUCAAAUAUCAGGUAAUAAAAAAAGUUAUUAG
This is a messenger RNA of Entrophospora candida, 470 nucleotides long. NCBI's taxonomy places the organism in Eukaryota, Fungi, Glomeromycota, Glomeromycetes, Entrophosporales, Entrophosporaceae. The record is from the annotation of a GenBank genome assembly.